UCUGCGAAGACUGCUGUCGGCUGAAAGGACUUUGUAGUGUAGCAGGUAGAACGAGGAACGGACCUGUUUUACAAAUGGAUAAAGAGUUAUUUCGCAAACUUGCGUCGAAGAUUGGGAUAACAUCUGUUAAAAUAUUGAGCCAAGCUGAGGAGUACAUGCGAUUAUCCCAAGUGAAGUGUGUUGGACUGGGCUCUGUGACAGCCACCAGCAAGGCAAUUGUUUGUCUUGAGUUGGCAGCGACAUCAAUGAAAUUUCCUUUAGACAAGGAGUAUGCCAUCAAACUAUCUGGACUGAGUUCUAAGGUUUACCACAGUAAUUUGAAAGCUAUGGAGUGCAUGCUGGGCCUGCAGUCGAACCUGGGUCUCCGAGAUCUUGCAGUGCAGUAUGGCUGUUUGGAUGCAGUUAAUGUGGCUUCUCGGAUCCUUCAGCAGUAUGAGGACAGCUUGCCUGCAGCUCAGCAGCAAGAACUUGACUUAUCAAAACCUCUCUUUACCACAGCUGCCCUAUAUACAGCAUGCAAGUGCAUGAAAAUCAGAACUGACAGAAAAUUAGCCUCUUCAUCUGGAGCCAGAAAGGGAAUCUUUGACCGGCUAUGUACACAAUUCCAGAAAUUUGGACAGCAGAUCUCCCAUGAGGCAUCCUCUAUGGAGGAACCAAUCAAAAAAGCUCAAAAGAGGCAGAAGACUCUCACUGAAAUGUUAGAAAUGGAAGACGAUGAUGGGAAUUUGGUAACACCCCCUAAGGAACUACAUAUUGAGAAGACAGAGGAGGAAGUGACAAAAAAUUAUGAAGAGUGGAAAAGAAAAAUCCUUGAAAAUGCACUAAAAGCAAAGGCUGUAGCUUCAUAAACUCAAUGCUUUAUGUCUCCAUUUUAUUUAAUUAUGGUUCUGCAUUAUGUUGGCUGGACCCUACUUGGGGUAGGAUUUGAUGUCUUGGUAACAACAUUAGUCAUCUGCCCUCUUCUGGCUUCUUUUGUGAAAUUCACUUCCAUUGAAGUAUGGACAUUUUAAGAGGGCUUUGGUCACUUUUUUCCAGUGAAGUGACAGAUUUAGUUCAUUACCAUACCAUGUUAUGUUCCUAACUUAAAUGUCUUCUUGCAAUGGCAGGAUUUUAUAAUUGUUCAUUUAGUUGUGUGGUAGGUGUACAGUAGGUGUGAAUGUUGAGAUUUGAACUUGUGUUAAAUCAGUCAUCUGUUUAAUGCAUCAUGAUUAGAUAAUUGUCUAGUGAGAAUGUGACUUAAUUUUUAACAGUUUUUUGUGAUGCUGGUUUGAAUCACCAUAACAAACAUUUUAGUGUAUUGAUAUCAAGUAUUCAGGAGCUUCUGAUGUGUUAUCCAUUUGUUUCAGUAAGACAUGGCUCUUGGGUGUUUCUGGUUUAUGUAGUCAUGAUAACAAAAUUAAACUUUAUUACUAUUGUGUUAGGGCACAUUUAUAAUUUUCUUUAAUAACAUGCAUUUCCAACAGAAGCAAAGUACAGAUGUUUGUGACAGUCAAUAUUGCAAUUGAAAUGGGUUUCUAUACAAGCACACUCUACAAACAAUCUCUAACAGAGAAAUGGCCAAACAGAACUGCCCUAUAAAGAGUCCUAAUUUCUGUGCCCUUAUAUGCCAGUUACCAUGGCAACAGCAGAACCACAUUUGUGCAUAUAUUUGUUUAUGCUCUCACCAUAUAAAUGUUUACAACUUGUCAUUUAUGCUACAAAAUGCAAAUGAAGAGCAAUGCAAUAAAUUCUUUGUUACAGUAUUAAUAUUAAAAAAUUCUGGAAUAAGUGAAACUGUUUUAAAUGAGAAUUUGAAAAAAAAAAAAAAAAAAGAAAA
Molecule: messenger RNA, 1816 nt
Organism: Myxocyprinus asiaticus (Chinese sucker)
Lineage: Eukaryota; Metazoa; Chordata; Actinopteri; Cypriniformes; Catostomidae
Product: origin recognition complex subunit 6-like
Exons: 7
Coding region: 75-848 (257 amino acids)
Biological process (GO): DNA replication initiation; DNA replication
Cellular component (GO): nuclear origin of replication recognition complex
Molecular function (GO): DNA binding
Source: RefSeq, a predicted model, not a curated record